AAUGUAGCAGGUUGUGUUCUUGGGAGGGGACUGAUAUGAGCUGAUAUGUGCUGACCUUUAAAACAAAGUGCAGCCCACAGGGUUUAGACGCAAAGUUUGAGACUACAGUCUCUUGUGAAGUCAUGGCCUCCAGCUUUCCUCUCAUCCUGUUGGUGCUCAGCAGUCUGGGUGUGGCUCAGUCCCAGCUGAAGGUGUAUAACCUGCGGGCCUCCAAGCUUCCCUCUAACCUGGUGUCUACCACUGACGGCUAUGUUAAGGUGUUUUCUGGCUCAGCCAGUCUAGGUAAGACCUCUGCCCGUAACAACGAUGCCAAUCCCUGGUGGGACGAGGAAUUUGCAUACUUCAGUGCCCUGGAGAAUGAAGUACUGCGGCUUGAGGUUUACGACGAUGACAUCCUCUUUGAUGAUCUGCUGGGAGUAUGUCAGCGUCAAAUCCAGUUGGGAACCCAUGAGCAUGACUGCUACCUCGAGAAAGGUGGCACCCUCCAUUAUGCCUAUACCCUUGGUUGAAAGGGAUAUGCUGUGGCUCAACAGACAUUUCUUUCAGCUUAGCUCUAAGGAAUGUUUUCAUCCUGAUAUGUAAUUUCUAAGAGAUUCUCUGCCCCACAUCAAUGAGUCAUCAUCUGCAAUUAGACCAGAAAAAUAUCCAUUGCGUAUCUCAUUAUGGCACUGGUAAUUUUCUCCUGUUUCCAACAUUACACACUUGAUGUUUGUAUUAAAUCUGUGUGUUAAAGUUCCUGUCUCAUCUGCUGCUGUAACAGCAUAAAUUGCCCCACUGUGGAAUUAAGGAUGAUCUUGUUUUGUCCUGUAAGUCCCUGAAAAAUGAAAUAAACUUUACUGCAACAUCCA
Messenger RNA from Mugil cephalus (flathead mullet), 848 nucleotides. RefSeq names its product perforin-1-like. The transcript has 2 exons. The record is from RefSeq and is a predicted model, not a curated record. The coding region runs from base 123 to 509 and encodes 128 amino acids. NCBI's taxonomy places the organism in Eukaryota, Metazoa, Chordata, Actinopteri, Mugiliformes, Mugilidae.